Messenger RNA from Spirodela intermedia, 3089 nucleotides. Lineage: Eukaryota; Viridiplantae; Streptophyta; Magnoliopsida; Alismatales; Araceae. The record is from the annotation of a GenBank genome assembly.
AUGGCUGCCCUGGUAGGCCCUCGUGAAUACUCCCUGGAGCCCCAACGCCACCCAUCUCUUCGAAUCAACGCCAAGGUAAUGGCGGUCUCCAGUUCUCUACGGGAUUUGGGUUCCUCCCAACCACCGUGACGAAUUUCUUCUAGAAAUCAGCCGGCCACAUCCCGCUUAGAUGAUAUCAGAGACUCCAGUCUGAUAGGCUUCACGUGACAGGAACCCUUCAAUGCCGAACCUCCGCGGGCCGCUCUGGUAUCAUCGUACAUCACCCCGGUGGAUCUGUUCUUCAAGAGGAACCACGGACCGAUUCCUAUUGUUUCUGACAUCGACAGGUCCCACCCUGUGAAUCUCUGCUGGAGAGUGCUCCAAACUUCUAACCAAACUCAUCUGAGAUCCCAGAAGAACUGACCCCCGCUCAUAUAUAUUUUCCAUGGCAGAUACCGCGUCUCUGUGGGUGGUUUGGUGGGAAAAUCGAUUCAUCUGUCGAUGGCCGACAUAAGGUGAAUAUGAUUGAAUUACAUCUCGUGAUCUUUCUUCCUCUGCAGUAUACAACUCUAACCAGGGAAAGUGCCUCCCGCAGGAAGCUUCCCAAGUACACUGUCACUGCAACUCUGCAGGUAUAUCUACUCACAUGGAUCUCCCCCUCGCGAGUGUUCUUGAGAGUAAUCCACUGUGCUAUCUGAUCACAUCUUGAAUAUCUCCCUCAGUGUGCGGGGAACAGAAGGACUGCCAUGAGCAAGCGAAGGAAAGUGAGAGGUGUUGGCUGGGACGUGUGUGCUCUUGGAAACGGUCUCUAAGUUUCCUAAUUCCACCUAGAAUGCCCUUUUUUUUUUUCUCUUUUGAACCAUUUCUUGGCUUCAGUAUAUCUGAAAAUAAGUAUUUAGUUUCCUUUUUUAUUAUAUUUUCUUCCAGCAAUCUGGGGUGGAGCAAGAUUAUGUGAUGUUCUAGAGCUUGUGGGCAUCUCAAAAAAUUCAUCAGCGACAGUGAAUGGAGGGAAGCAUGUGGAAUUCAUCAGCGUCGAUAUGUGUGUGGUAAAAGCACACUCAUAUCUGCUCUAUUUUAUUUAUUUUUUUAUUUCUGUGGUGAAUGCUUCAUGGAUUAAUUGACUAUAAUUUUUCAAAUAUCAGGAGGAAAACGGCGGCCCUUACAAGGCAUCGAUUCCUUUGAGGCAAGCGACCAACCCAGAUGCGGAAGUGCUGCUUGCAUACGAGAUGAAUGGCGAGGUAACAGGUUCUACUGGGCCUUCCAGAAGAAUGUGGGGGAGCGAUUUGUAGAUUUAAUUAAUUAAUAAUUACUAUUUCGUCCAAGAUUCUACAUUUACCAUGGGCGGCGGAUCAGAUACUGAUUAUGGAUUACAAUAAGAUGAUCUUCCCUUUUGUUCAUAUAAUAUGAAAAAAAAAAAAGAAAACAGGGAAGGGAGAUUGGAUCCCCCCCCCCCCCCCCACCGCUUCACAUUCUUGCAGGAUUUAUCGGCCGUUUUUAAUGAAAAAAUUAUAUUUAAAUUCAUAUCAGAGAAAUGACGAACAGGUUUUUCAUUCAUCAGGUCAUCAAUCGGGAUCAUGGGUACCCUCUGCGCGCAGUUGUCCCCGGUGUUAUUGGCGCGCGCUCUGUCAAGUGGCUCGAUUCCAUCAAGAUAAUUAAAGAAGAAUGCCAGGUAGAUUACGUGUUAGAACAUUUAAAUGGGAUUAGUUGACUCCCACGGUUAAAAAAAUGGGUUUCUAGCUGCUUUGCGAUCCAUAUAAUUGAAGAACAGAAGACAGAAUAUCGGAUUUAUGAACAAAAUAAAUGAAAUGGGCAGGGCUGAAUCUACGGUUGGAUUCAUGGGCUUCCAUAGUCUUUUUGAAUUAUGAGAAAAUAUAUAUAUAUAUAUAUAUAUAUAUAUAUGUGCUUCACAGUUAGAUGUGGGGACUAAUGGUGAGCCUUUGACUUUCUUUCUGUGAACCAGGGAUUCUUCAUGCAGAAGGAUUACAAGAUGUUCCCGCCCAUUGUGGACUGGCAUAACAUAAUCUGGCCCACGAGGAAGCCCCAAAUGGACUUCCCCGUACAGGUGAGUUGACCUUGCAGGCAGGAUCGAAAAGCAAUUGAUUUGUCCGUUCAUGGGCCAAAGAUAUCUCUGAUUGAAGGAGAUAGGAGAUGAAAACCGUGGCCUUUGGCUUAGAUUAGCUCUGCGAUAUAGUUCUGGUCUGUUCGGUUUCUUCUCCUCCAUGUCAACCCUUCUUGGGUUGACUUCGGGGGGUCAGCCUUGUCGUCCCAAUGCCUCUGCUCUGGUGGCGCUGACUUGAGUCCACCGAGGAUUUUUGGCAAUUUGGCCCCCAUUCCACCUCCGGGUUUCAAGACUAAAUAUGAUUCUGUUCGACUAAAUCAGGCCCACCCCUAAUCUUUGACUUCAGACAGAGUUAUCCUAGAUGUCAAAGGAUGAAAAGAUGAUUUGACCGGCUGAAACAGAGGUUCAUCCUCUAUCUCUGCCACCUCCGGCUAAUCUAACCAUUUCUUUCCAAAUGUGGGUUGACAGUCCGCCAUCUGCUCUCUGAAUGACGACGACGUCGUGGACAGCAACAAGGUCGGUCAACUCCUCCGUAGAAAUCUCUUCUUUGUGAAAUGAAAGUGGGUUGACCUCAGGCAGUGUCGUCAUCUUCCCAGAUCACCGUCACCGGCUACGCUGUCUCCGGCGGCGGCCGCGGGAUCGAGAGAGCUGACAUCUCCGUCGACGGUGGCAAGACAUGGUUCGAGGCUCGGAGGCAGCAGAAGCCCGGGGUCCCCUACGUGGCAGACGGCGUCAGCAGCGACAGGUGGGCGUGGGUCCUCUUCAGCGCCGACGUGGAGGUUCCAGCAGACGCAGAAAUCGUCGCCAAAGCGGUAGUAGGAGGAAGAACCAGUUGACUUGUGUUUCUAUCGCAGUCAAACUGUUUGACGAAAUGCUUCAAAGGAUUUUGCUUUUCUCUGGUGGGCAGGUGGAUUCGGCGGCCAACGUGCAACCUGAAGAUGUGGGGACGAUAUGGAACCUCAGAGGGAUACUGAACACGUCGUGGCACCGCGUACGCGCCCGCAGGACGCCGCGGCGGAGCGCCGCUGGGCUGGGCCAUCCCCGGCUGUGA